AUGUAUUUAAUUGUUAAUAAACAACGAUUAUUUAAAAAUUUUUCAACACUUGAUCAUAAAUAUAAAAUCAAUGAAGAUAAACAAAUUGAUUUGGAUCAUCUUUUAUUGGAAAUAGCAAUAUUACAAAAUGAAUUUUAUAAUAUAUUAUUAAUCAUAUCCUCAUCAGAUGAUAAUAAAAAACAAUUAUUAUUUGUUAAAUUACAAAAUUAUUUAUCAACUUUUGUGGAAAUUAAUUUAUAUUUUAAAAAAUUUGAUCAAUGUUUAUCAAUAAUAACUCGUUUAUCUAAUAAAUCAUCAAUAAUAAUAUCAUCUUCAUUUUUUUCAAAUGAUAAUAUUAAUAAGGCUUUUUGUUAUCUGUAUGAAUGUUCGAAACCUGGUAAUCUUGGAUUAUUUGUUGAACAACGAGUUUAG
Messenger RNA from Rotaria sordida, 411 nucleotides. The record is from the annotation of a GenBank genome assembly. NCBI's taxonomy places the organism in Eukaryota, Metazoa, Rotifera, Eurotatoria, Philodinida, Philodinidae.